AUGACCUUGGACGUCAACGCGUUCCAUGUGCUCAAGACCGCAAGGGACGGCCGUAGUUCGAAGUGCUCUGCUUGCAAUUCCAAGGAAAAGAAAGCUGCUGCUGCUGCACGCAGAGCGCCCUCGCCGAAUGCCGAGCGGCAGUGUCGUGUCUGUCGUGCGUGGAAGACUGUGGGACACUUCCGGGUAGAUACCACAUGCCGGUUAGGAACGGAAUCGACUUUCAAGAGCUGUCAAAAGGCAAAAGAAGUAGUACAGCGAAAGGAACACAAGAAACGGAAGUGUGAUUCGCUAGGGGCCGGAGACCAUAUUGAAACGAUGAAACGCCGGAUUCAUAUUGUGGUGACUGGUGCCAGACGCAGAAACCUGGAUGUAAAGCCCGAGCAUUUGGAAACCAUCACUGGAAACCCUUGCAGUUAUUGCGGACGUCUGCAGAACCCGGACCUGGGAGUGACGGUAGAUAGGGUUGACCCGAGCGAUGGGUACGUUCCUGAAAACACUGCCCCAGCCUGCUGGCCUUACAAUCGAGCUAAGGGGGUUCAUGUCGUCGAACGCUUCAUUUGGAAAAUGUCGCUGAUUGCUGGAUACACGAAGGAUGGGAAGACAACUGACAAGGACGAGGAUGACCUAAUUGAAUACGGAGCAAGCAUCGGUCUGAGUCACGUGAGACCUGUGGCACGCGAUCAGCAGAAUUGGCUCAUUACACUCACAGCUGACGAGGUAGAUCUGUGGUGUUUUACUUGCUUUUUCUGUGGAUCUUCGGCGUUUGGGAUUGACAGAUUAACCCCGGGAUGUCAUGGAGGUAGUUUUUGCACCGAAAACGCCGCCCUUUGUUGCUGGGAGUGCAAUAGCUCAAAAGGGAGACGUGACGCCUGGAGCGUUUUGUAG
Chondrus crispus (carragheen) is the source of this 885-nucleotide messenger RNA. RefSeq lists its product as hypothetical. The transcript has a single exon. Bases 1 to 885 code for a protein of 294 amino acids. The record is from RefSeq and is a predicted model, not a curated record. NCBI's taxonomy places the organism in Eukaryota, Rhodophyta, Florideophyceae, Gigartinales, Gigartinaceae.